CGAGCUGGUUGCUGCCUCACCAUCAAUUGCUAACAACUAGCUGGAUGAGACGCUGGCUAGCUCGUCUGACACGUAUCUAAAGCUUGUUUGUCUUUUUUUUGGGGUGUGUUUUAUGUGAUCUUACACAUCUCAGCGAUCCUCCAAACGACUACAUCGAAGAUGCAGUUCAUGCUGCUAUUCAGCCGCCAAGGAAAGUUGCGCCUCCAGAAAUGGUACGUUCCUCUCUCUGACAAGGAGAGGAAGAAGAUCUCCAGAGAUUUGGUUCAAACCAUCCUGGCCAGGAAGCCCAAAAUGUGCAGUUUCUUGGAGUGGAGGGAUCUAAAGAUUGUCUACAAGAGAUAUGCCAGCCUGUAUUUCUGCUGUGCGGUGGAGGAUCAGGACAACGAGUUGAUCACCCUGGAGAUCAUUCAUAGAUAUGUGGAGUUAUUGGACAAAUAUUUUGGCAGUGUGUGUGAGCUGGAUAUUAUCUUCAACUUUGAGAAGGCCUACUUUAUCCUUGAUGAAUUCCUGCUGGGGGGAGAGGCCCAAGAAACAUCCAAGAAGAAUGUUCUGAAAGCCAUCGAGCAGGCAGACCUGCUACAGGAGGAGGCGGAGGCCCCUCGGAGUGUCUUAGAAGAAAUUGGGCUGACAUAGAGUCGGCGUGCCAGAACAAACGCUGCCACACCUUUCUUUUCUCCUCGUUGACCGUCAGUGUUGUACUCAUGUGUACUGUAGGUAUGUAUGUAUGUAAUCAACAUGUCUGUGCUGUAUUUCUCGGAACUGUGCUCCCCUGUACCAUCCCGUGACUGUGGUGGUGCCAAGUGUGGUUCGAUUAUGUCUUUUCUGUAGUGUCGUCUAAUGUGCAAAAUCCUUGAGACCAAUGUAGCAACGGGAACAUAGCCUCAGUAUCAAUUAGUGUUCAUGCAAUCCAAAAAUCCAAUCAUGCCUUUAUGUUGUUGUUCUGCUGCAUCUGAAAAAAGUGCAAGUAUAAUUCAGCUCAUUUAGUUGUUGGUGCUUCAUUUUGGGCAUAAGUGUUGUGAAUGGUUCCAAACCUGCACAUGGGGUACUCAAAACUAAUUUCCAGAAAGCAGAAGCGCAUGUGGCAAUCUUAUGUAAUUAUGAUACAGACCUGAGUGUAAACUAAACCAGUUGCAAAGCAUAUGUUCAAAAUGUGUUGUUUCUGUGGAAGUGUUGUUUGUAAACCUCAAUGCAUUUUUAUUUUGUAACCUGGAGAAAUGAGUGCCCACUUCAAGUCAAGAAAUGUGACCCAAAUAGAAAUAGCUCUAUUUUCCUUACAUUGAUGGUUUACAUUUAAGCACUGAUAUAUAUAUAUAUGACCAAAGAACUGUGUUUUACCUUCUUAAUGGUGUCUAAGGGAGCCUAAUGCCACACAAAAAUGGAAUCUGGUAUUGAGAGAUGUUUGAAGCAAAGUAUUUUUCUUUUCAAUCCAAUGAAACACACACUAUCAAAUGCCCACUUUGCAGUACACAGCAGCAAAAUAAAUUUGGUAAUGUCAUGUUCCAGUCAAAAAGAAAAAAAAAAAGUGCAGCCAAAUGGUGUUUAUUCUAAAACUUCAGCAUUCAUUCAGAAUGUAAAAUUUCUUUCAUAGCUGCAAAAGAAACCAUUUUGUAUUCGCCAUCGUAUUGACAUUUAUAUUUGACAGUAUUUAACAAUAAAUGUCUUCAAACCGGA
This is a messenger RNA of Syngnathus acus (greater pipefish), 1671 nucleotides long. RefSeq names its product adaptor related protein complex 1 subunit sigma 2 (gene ap1s2). Gene Ontology annotation, molecular function: clathrin-cargo adaptor activity. The coding region runs from base 160 to 633 and encodes 157 amino acids. The record is from RefSeq and is a predicted model, not a curated record. Gene Ontology annotation, biological process: intracellular protein transport; vesicle-mediated transport. The transcript has 5 exons. Gene Ontology annotation, cellular component: membrane coat; AP-1 adaptor complex; intracellular membrane-bounded organelle. NCBI's taxonomy places the organism in Eukaryota, Metazoa, Chordata, Actinopteri, Syngnathiformes, Syngnathidae.